Molecule: messenger RNA, 659 nt
Organism: Asterias rubens (European starfish)
Lineage: Eukaryota; Metazoa; Echinodermata; Asteroidea; Forcipulatida; Asteriidae
Product: 40S ribosomal protein S12-like
Exons: 6
Coding region: 85-513 (142 amino acids)
Biological process (GO): translation
Cellular component (GO): cytosolic small ribosomal subunit; ribosome
Molecular function (GO): structural constituent of ribosome
Source: RefSeq, a predicted model, not a curated record
AAUAUUGCCAUUCUUAGAUAAAACGCCCUCUCUAAAAUUGCUUGUUCGUUGUGGUGUGAUCUAUCGAGGACGUCCGCAGAAACCAUGUCUGACGCGGAAGGAGACGAUCAAACCACCGCAGCUGCGGCUGCUGCCGUUCCCAGCGGACCUAUGGAUGUGAACACUGCUCUACAAGAAGUGCUCAAAACAUCCCUCAUCCACGAUGGAUUAGGCAGAGGUCUCCAUGAGGCUGCCAAGGCCUUGGACAAACGUCAGGCCCAUCUGUGUGUUCUCGCCAAUAACUGCGACGAGGGUAUGUACAAGAAACUGGUGGAAGCUCUCUGUGCUGAACACUCCAUCAACCUUCUCAAGGUCGAUGACAAUAAGAAGCUUGGUGAGUGGGCCGGUCUCUGCAAGAUUGACAGAGAAGGAAAAGCCAGGAAGGUGGUUGCAUGUAGCUGUGUGGUCGUCAAGGACUAUGGUAAAGAAUCUGCCGCUGUUGAUGUCCUCAAUGACUACUUCAAGGGAAGAUAAACCCUCAGAAACAGUCUACCGACAACCACCCUCUAAUAUGUGACUCCUGGAAACACUUUUUGUGAAAUGAAUUUAACACCAAUAACAUUGUUCACAUCCAUAGGGAAAUGGUUGACAAUAAAACAAAUAUAAUAGAAGCAAAGUAA